Molecule: messenger RNA, 5913 nt
Organism: Mirounga angustirostris (Northern elephant seal)
Lineage: Eukaryota; Metazoa; Chordata; Mammalia; Carnivora; Phocidae
Product: protocadherin beta-17-like
Exons: 1
Coding region: 1419-3815 (798 amino acids)
Biological process (GO): homophilic cell-cell adhesion
Cellular component (GO): plasma membrane
Molecular function (GO): calcium ion binding
Source: RefSeq, a predicted model, not a curated record
GUAAUGUCAUAAAUAAAGUGCUGUGUAAGUAUCAUUAAUCUUUAUCAAUCAUAAAAUCAUUUACUUUCACAGUUUAGGCCAUAUUUGUCUUGUGUUGGUUUUAUUUGUAGUAUCUUAAGAAAAAUUUCUCUUUUCAACUCUCCAUUGAAGUCAGGUAAUUUAUACUAAACUGAUAGCUGAGUGAAUAUUUUAUUCUUAUCCUUAAUUAAAAUGGACCUAGGCUUAACUAAAUUAUAUUUGGCUGAGGUUUGUGUCCAAAUAAGUGAACUGUCAUAGAUGAUUACCAGUUGGUACAAUGACUAUAGGGAACACUUACUGUUUUGUAUUCUUAGAUACUUAUCCCUCCUCCUUGGGAAAGCAUUCUUCUCUGGGGGAAACUACUUUUCCUGCUAGUGUCACUGCAACCACUUGACUUUAGUUGGUGCCGUGGUGUUUUUCAAUAUACCCAUUUCCAUAGUCCCAGGGGAUGUACACUGGGAUGGGCCACUGUCCAAUGUUGACAGAUCAAAACCCUUCCCAAGAAAGUAUAUCUUUGACUCCAUUGAAUUUUUUGCCUUCUACAUGUUUGUAGAAAAGACAUUGUCUGAAUUCUGAACUUACAUUGAUUUCUAACAAAACAAAUGGCCAUUUCCUCUUAGUCUUACUGGGCAUUGCACAGAGUGAAUUUACAAAGGAAAAAAUUGCCCAGAGACUGACAAGAAAUCACAUUUAAAAAAUUUUUCAGGAGUUACAGGCACAUUGCAAUUUGGGAGUAGAAAGUGGAUUUUAAAAUUCAUAACUUCUUCUAACACAAUACAGCAAUUUUUUUGUAAUUGAAUGUAAGCACCCAAGAGCAAGAAUUUUGUGUUUAAUUUACCAUUUUAUCUCCAGAAGCUAGAAAAUUGCCUGCAUAGAGAAAUACUGGUUAAAUGAAUAAAUGAAUUUGUCUUGAGCAGAGUUUUGUAUACUGAACUUGUACCUUUAAGGAAGAUGAAUAUAGAUAUAGAUAUGUAAGUAUUACUUUUGCUCUCACAAAUAUUGUUAGCUACCUGAAGAAUACCGCAGAGUGGGGUGGAGUGGAGUUUAUAACCCAAAAGGCUUUCUUUUUGUUUUAACUGUUGCAUGAUGCUUUGAAAUGAAAAACAACAAAAAACCCACCCCAAAAAACAAAAACUGAAGUUGUAAGGCAGGACGCUUGGUGGCGCUGCAGGCUAAGAAAGUGAAAAACUCUGCAGCCUCUGUAACAGCUGAGCAGUUUCCGGCUACUUGAAAAGGAAAGGUUUUACACUCUUGGGCGAUGGUAGGUUUCAGAGAGGCCGCUAUCCCCAUGUCAGUCAAUGUUAGCAACUAACUCAAGAUUAUUGAAUGAAGAUAGUAGAGUUGGCUGCACAGCAAUUAUUUUGUGAUUAAAUACUGCAUCUUUUGGACGCCGAAGAACGAUGGAGACAAUGCUACCCAAAGCGCUGCAGAAAAGGCAAGUGAGCUCCAUUAUUAUCCUAAUACUGUUAAUACGGUGGGAAGUGGGCAGUACGACCAUUAAGUAUUCGGUUCUAGAAGAGAGGGAAAGCGGCUCCUUUGUGGCCAACCUCGCGAAAGAUCUGGGGCUUGGCUUGGGGGAGCUGGCCGCGCGGGGUGCUCGAAUUCUUUCCAAAGGGAAUCAACAGUAUUUGCAGCUCGAGCAGAAGAGUGGGAAUUUGCUCCUAAACGAAAAAUUGGACCGGGAAGAGUUGUGCGGUGACACAGAUCCAUGUAUACUGCAUUUCCAGGUCUUAUUAAAAAGCCCAGUGCAGUUUAUUAAAGGUGAACUACAGCUACGAGACAUAAAUGACCACGCCCCAGAAUUCCUGGAAAAUGAAAUCCUCCUGAAAAUCUCAGAAAGCAGCCAUCCAGGGACUGCAUUUCCUUUGAAAAUAGCUCAAGAUUUAGACGUGGGCAGUAACACAGUUCAGAACUACACUAUUAGCACCAACUCCCAUUUCCACCUUUUCACUCGAAAUCACAGCGAUGGCAGGAGAUACCCUGAGCUGGUGCUGGACAAAGCGCUGGACCGGGAAGAAGAGUCAGAGCUCAGGUUAACGCUCAUGGCCCUGGAUGGUGGGUCACCGCCUAGAACUGGGACUUCUCAGGUUCUCAUCGUAGUCUUGGACAUAAAUGAUAAUGCUCCUGAAUUUGCUCAGCUGCUCUAUGAGGUGCAAAUCCCAGAGAACAGCCCUAUAGGGUCCCUUGUCAUCACUGUGACUGCUAGAGAUUUAGAUGCUGGGACUCUUGGAGAGCUCUCCUACUCAUUUUUCCAAUCCUCAAAUCAAGUGAUUCAGGCCUUUGAAAUAAACGUAGUCACAGGGGAAAUUCGAUUAAAAAAAAUGUUGGAUUUUGAGGAAAUUCAAUCUUACCGUAUGGAAAUUGAGGCUUCAGAUGGCGGGGGACUAUCAGGAAAAUGCUCUGUAGCCAUAGAAGUGAUGGAUGUAAACGACAACACGCCCGAACUGACUAUGUCAGUAUUCACCAGUGAUAUCCCAGAAAACACCCCUGAUACAGUGGUCGCUAUUUUUGGAAUUUCAGAUCCAGACUCCGGGGAAAAUGGCAAAAUGAUGUGUUCCAUCCCAGACCAUCUCCCCUUCCUUCUGAAACUUACUGUAGAAAAUUUCUACACUCUAGUAACUGAAGGAGCGCUGGACAGAGAGAGCCAGGCCGAGUACAACAUCACCAUCACCGUCACUGACCUGGGCACCCCCAGGCUGCAAACCCAGCACCACAUGACGGUGACGGUGUCCGACGUGAACGACAACGCGCCGGCCUUCAGCCACACCGCCUACACCCUGCGGGUGCGCGAGAACAACAGCCCCGGCCUGCACAUCGGCCGCGUGAGCGCCGCGGACAGAGACGCGGGCGCCAACGCGCAGGUCACCUACUCGCUGCUGCCGCCGCACGACCCGCGGCUGCCCCUGGCCUCGCUGGUGUCCCUCAACGCGGCCACCGGGCAGCUGUUCGCGCUCAGCUCCCUGGACUUCGAGGCGCUGCGCGCGUUCGAGUUCCGCGUGGGCGCGGCCGACCGCGGCUCGCCGGCGCUCAGCAGCCAGGCGCUGGUGCGCGUGCUGGUGGGGGACGCCAACGACAACGCGCCCUUCGUGCUGUACCCGCCGCAGAACGGCUCGGCGCGCUGCCCCGAGCUGGUGCCCAGGGCGGCCGAGGCGGGCUACCUGGUGACCAAGGUGGUGGCGGUGGACGGCGACUCGGGCCAGAACGCCUGGCUGGCGUACCAGCUGCUCAGGGCCACGGAGCCCGGGCUGUUCGGCGUGUGGGCGCACAACGGCGAGGUGCGCACGGCCAGGCCGCUGAGCGCGCGCGACGCCGUCCGGCACAGGCUGCUGGUGCUGGUCAAGGACAACGGCGAGCCGCCGCUGUCGGCCAGCGUCACGCUGCACGUGCUGCUGGUGGACGGCUUCUCGCAGCCCUACCUGCCGCUCCCGGCCGCGGCGGCGGCCGAGGCCCGGGCCGACCCGCUCACCGUCCACCUGGUGGUGGCCUUGGCGUCGGUGUCGUCGCUCUUGCUGGUGGCGGUGCUGGGGUUCGUGGCGGUGCGGCUGGGCAGGAGGAGCCGGGCCGCGGCGGGGGGCGGCUGCUCGCUGCCCGAGGGCCCCUUCGCGGGCCACCUGCUGGACGUCAGCGGCGCGGGGACCCUGUCGCACAGCUACCAGUACCAGGUGUGUCUGACGGGAGACUCAGGAACCAAUGAGUUCAAGUUCCUCAAGCCAGUUCUCCCCAGUUUCCUUGGUCUGGGUGAAGAGAGGAUUAGUGAAGCAAACCCCAGUUUCAGGGAUAACUUUGAAUUCAAUUAAGUAUUAAUUAAUAAGGGUCUACUGAGCCUAGUCUCAGUUAAUUUGUUGAAAGUCCUUUUUUACUGCCUUGCUUAUUGGGGUUCUAUUCUAAUUUAGUGCAUGUUACUGGUGUUUCUAAAUGUGUUCAUUUGUGGUAUAAGGAAUGCAAAUUUCCUUUGCUUUCUUUUUGUUGAUUAGUCUCACUGUAACUUCAUUCAACUUAAAGUGUGAAAGUAAAUUUUGUAUUUUCAGAAGUCUUUAAUUUUUAAGUUACAGCACCUUUUUCCAAACUCACCUUCCACAGCUCGUAGGUAAUUUUGCAGAACUUAAAAUUUAAAACAUUUUUUAAAUGUUUUAAUCGCUACAUAAGCUUAUUCUUUCUCCAACCCAGAAUAUUUGUGUUUGUAUAUUCUCUUAGACUAGUAUAACUUUUAUUCUGUUAACUCAUAUUGACUAAAACCAUUAAUAUAUGCAUAUUCAUUAAUAACAAAGCAACCUCUCACAUUUUUCUAAAUAUGUACUUCCUUAAAGUGUCCAUAAUGAAGAUUAUGAUUCCUUAGAGAUUGUGACAACCUUGACUGCUGGAUUCUACAAACCAUUCACAUCAAAAGUGCUCAGUCAACCACUAAUAUUCUCAAAUGUAGUUAAAUAAAUAGCAUGUGUCCAGUUGUUUUCAAAGCCAUGUAAUUCUUCAUGCUUUCUAUUAAUAUUUUUUUCUUUAAACCUCUGCUCAUUUCAAAAGUUACCCAUUUUAGCAAUUGCAAGUCAUCUAUUAACAUCCUUAAAAUCCAGAAGAUAUGAGGAAAUAAAUCUAUGUCUUUGUCCUUGAGCAAAUUUUAGAAACUUCAAAUGUAGUUUGGCAUUGCAUUUUUCAAAAAUUCUGGACCAUUGGGGCGCCUGGGUGGCUCAGUCGUUAAGCGUCUGCCUUCGGCUCAGGUCAUGAUCCCAGGGUCCUGGGAUUGAACCCUGCAUCGGGCUCCCUGCUCAGCGGGAGGCCUGCUUCUCCCUCUCCCACUCCCUCUGCUUGUGUUCCUGCUGUCUCUAUCUCUCUCUCUGUCAAAUAAAUAAAUAAAAUCUUUAAAAAAAUUUUUUUUGGAGCAUUUAUGAUUCCAUUUUGGAAAUAAGCCUACGGGGAAAGAUUUAUCUUAGUGUGGCCAUUUUUUUUUUCUUCACUACUUCUAUUUUUCCCUUUUCUGUUUCCUAGGCUUUUCAUAACUUUUUUUCUUUUUAGGUUCUGGAAUAUGUUUCCCAACAGCUCCCCAUUUAUUGUAUGAUUAGCACAGUAAUUGGAGGAUUAUAGGUUAAUAAAAGUUUUGGCUAAAUGAUUGAAAGAAAGAAGUGUCUUUAUUUCACCCUGUGAUAUUUUGAUAUUUAAAGACACUAAAAUACUCAUAGAACAAAAUUUUGCUGGAAUUAAAUGCUCUCUAAUGUAUAAGGAAUUACAUAUAUAAUUUUUGGUUAUUAAUUCAACUGAUCACUAUUACUGAAAGAUUAUGCAGUUAUCAGUCCCUGGUGUCUCUUUCCUUCAAUAUAUUUUUCCUUUCUCUCCUCCUGAUUAAUUUGAGUCUCCUCUCCUGCGUUCUAGCUUAAGGAAUAUAUAUGGGGAAAUUGUAUUUUUUAUUUUAUAAUUUAAAUUUCCUUCUAUAAUUCCCUAAAUGAUUCAUCCAACUUUAUUUCUUGCAGUUCAAUUUCACAUCCAUACAUUAAGACACAGUUUUAGUUCUUAGUGUUCUUCAGCCUAUAUUUAAGUUCUUAUGUCAUUUUAUGUUUAUUUGUAUGAGCUUUACUAUUAAAAUUAUAAUAUGAAUUUUAAAGGUGUCCUUUUGAGAUUCACAGUGUAGAGCACUGCUAAUACUUAAUAGGAUCUUGGAUAAGUCACAUCAUUUCUAUUCCCCCAAAAUGCUAGUAACAGCUAUUUCUCUAGCUUGAAAUUACGAUAAAAUGAGAUAAUAUAAAGAUAUAGAAGUAUAAUUGCUGUUAUUUUUAGUGUUACUAAUAUUAAGAGUAAUCCUAAUAAAUGAUCCUUCAUGUUACAUUCCUGGUAAUUGUGAAGAUGCUAGAUUGAACACUUGAUAUUUGAAUUGUUUCAUUUCUCUGCCUAAAACCUUGCAAUAUCUUC